Messenger RNA from Penicillium paradoxum, 666 nucleotides. RefSeq lists its product as uncharacterized. Bases 1 to 666 code for a protein of 221 amino acids. The record is from RefSeq and is a predicted model, not a curated record. The transcript has a single exon. NCBI's taxonomy places the organism in Eukaryota, Fungi, Ascomycota, Eurotiomycetes, Eurotiales, Aspergillaceae.
AUGGGAUCUCUUCGGAGACUCUCUCUUUACUCCAACCUUUACUGGGGCUUUUACCCCAAAUUCAGUCUGGAAGGGAUCCAUUUUCCAAACUUGCAGUCGCUCGCUCUGGGUAACUUUACCUUCUUUGAGGACAAGCAGCUUGACUGGAUUCUCUCGCACUCAUCGACACUCGAGGAAAUUUAUCUCGACGAUUGUCCGAUCAUAUUCGAUGUGCGAAUGUUGGAUUACCAACUUUCUGAAUGUCCGAUUCCAGCAUCUGAAAUGCAAUAUGUGCUAGAGGAAAACGGGUGCGAUGGCUGGCGCUAUUAUUAUCCACGCCGGUGGUCUGACUAUUUUGCCUCCUUUGAGGCAGGCCUUCCGCACCUUCGCCAUUUCGCAACAGGCCACAGCGAAGCAUGGGAUUUUGAACCUGGCAUGCCUUUUGAGCAUGAGAAGGACCUCGUUCCAGUUCUUACAGAGGCCCGGUACAUCCAAUUUAAUGGUGGUCUAGGGCCAAGUCAAUUCAUAACACCAUCGGGAUGUUACAACAAGGAGUGGCCAGUAUGCGAUGAUGAAGAUCGGGAAGCGUUCAAGUCAUUGCUUCGGAAGAUCGAUCAACAGGUGAACUGUGGAGAGUUCACCAUAGGAAAUUUGGAGGUAGAGAAUCUGGUUGAAUUGCACUAUUGA